UUGGCAACAAUAAAAAAAGAACGAACUUUGAGACAAACCCUUUGUGCUCUCUUUUACAAAUCCCUAGAUUAGUCUCCUUUGUCUGGCUUUGAAGUUUUGAUAGAUUUCUGAUUAGUAACGAAUGGGAAAGAGAUUAAAGAAAGGUCAAAAGCCUCCAUAUGUGGUUGCCUCCAUCGGUCUCCAAGAAGAUAACUAAGCAAUCUGAGCACAGCGUGGAGGUAACUGAGGAGGUUGUGACAAUGCCGGAAAAAAGAUCUUGUGUCCAUUUUGAUAAAUUUGUUGAUUUGGAUAAGCUGUUGAAAACGAUUAAAUCCUCUCAACGAAUCAAGUGUGGAGAAUGCAAGGAAGGAGUGCACGUGAAGAGAGGAAGUAAAGGGAGUAUUAGUAGCGGGAUAUACUGGUUUUCUUCUUCUGACCAGAAGUGUGCUAAAAAGGCUAUUUGGGUUUGUUUGGAAUGUGGCUAUUAUGUUUGUGGAGAUGUUGGUUUGCCGACUGGGGCUCAGAGUCAUGUAAUGCGGCACUUCAGGUUGACGCGUCACCGCUUGGUGAUUCAAUGUGAAAAUCCUCAGUUAAGAUGGUGUUUCUCAUGCCACUCACUUCUCCCUUUUGAUAAUGAAGAGAAUGGUGAGAAGAAAGAUUUGUUACUGGAAGUCGUGAAAUUGAUUAGAGAACGAUCUCCAAACACGUUCUCCGCUUCAGUUGAAACUGAAAAUUCAUGUUCAGGAAGUGGUAGUAUCGCUGGUGGUAGUUUUAUUGGUGGUAUAGAAGCAAGAGAUGGUUAUGCUGUAAGAGGUUUAGUUAACCUUGGGAACACAUGUUUCUUUAAUUCUGUAAUGCAGAACCUUCUCUCUUUGGAUCAAUUACGUGAGAACUUCUUGAAAGAUGAUCUAUCUGUUAGCGGGCCUCUCGUUUCUUCCCUGAAGAAAUUAUUUGCUGAAUCAAAAUCAGAGGCAGGCUUUUUUAGGAAUGCGAUAAAUCCAAGAGCCCUUUUCGUUUCUGUCUGUUCUCAGGCUCCUCAAUUUAGGGGAUAUCAGCAGCAUGACAGUCAUGAGUUGCUAAGAUGUUUGUUGGAUGGUUUGAGCAUUGAAGAAUCGAGCCUGAGGAAGAAGCUUGGUGUUUCUGAUAGUAAUGACAGUUCUUCAUAUCAGAAACCUACUCUAAUAGAUUCUGUAUUUGGAGGUGAAAUUUCAAGCACUGUUUCUUGUUUGGCAUGUGGGCAUUUCUCAAAAGUGUAUGAACCCUUUUUGGAUCUCUCUUUACCUAUUCCGUCCAAGAAACUUCCUCCUAAAAAGCAAAGAAUCGUUUCUCUGGCAAAGGAGGUCCUUAAGAAUGGGGCAGUCGGCAAAGAUUCAGAAGUUGUGUCAGCUAAACCUGCAUCGGAUCACAAUUUCACUGUUUCCAACCCUUCUUCUAUGGCCCUUAAUGAUAAGCAGGUCUCUGAUAUCACAACAGAAUCUGAUACCGAACAAUGCGAACUUGAUAUUUGGUCGGAUUUGGACUUGCUAGGUGAUGUUAGUGAUAUUGCCACAUCAACCAAGGCUAAAGGAGUUAAUCAGACUUUGGUAGGUAGCACAGAAACGCUGAUGCAUGAUAAUGAUGGAACUGCAAAACCAGAAACUGUACCAGAUAAUGAAGAAGCACAAUCUAAUGAAGACACAUCUGCAAGUGGGAUUUCCGCAGUGAUAGAUGAGGCUCAAGUUUUCGGUUCUCCUGAUUUAGAGAAAAGUUCUUCAUCUGCAAAUCAGUGGGCUGAUGAAGAGCUUCCCUUGAUGGUUCCAGAUUCUCAGGUUCUGUAUAUGCCUUAUAAAGAUCAUUUAUCCUAUGAUGAUAAUACAGUUGCAGAAGGUAAGGAUGGGGCUUUCUCGUCAUAUGUCAGCUGCCGCCAUGAACAAAUCGAAGAUCAUUUUGACUUUAACGCUGAUGAACCUGGCAUCUCCUCUAUUAAUAUAACAGAUAUGGCAGGUGAGGGCGGAGCUUCCUCGUCAUUCGUGAGCGGUGACCAUGAACCAAAAAUAGACUAUAUUGACUUUAGCAGUUUUUUUGAUGAGCCUGAGAUACCCGAAGGACCUGUUUUUAGACUGCUAUCUAAAGCUGAAGUUUCUGAAGCUGGUUUUAUGGCUGACAGCAGUAAUGAUAAAACAGUUAGUGCAGGUAAGGGUGAAGCUUCCUCGUCAUUCGUAAGCAGUGACCAUGAACAAAACAUAGAUUAUGUCGACUUUGCCAGUUUUUUUGACGAGCCUGAAAUAUCGGAAGGACCUUAUUUUCGACCAUUAUCUAAAUCUGAAGUUUCUGAAGCUGGUUUUAUGGCCGUCAGCAGUAAUGAUAAAACAGUUAGGGCAGGUAAGGGUGAAACUUUUUCGUCAUUCAUGAACGGUGACAAUGAAAGAAACAUAGAUUAUGAAUCUAUUAACAGUUUAUUUUACGACCGUGAGACAUCUGAAAGACCUGUUUUUGGACCACCAUCUAAAGCUAAAGUUUCUGAAGCUUGUUUUAUGGCUGUCAGCAGCGACUCUGAUCCUGCAGUUCUUGAUGAUUCGGAUUCACCAGUGUCUGUAGAUAGGUGUUUGGCUCAGUUCACCAAGCCUGAGAUUUUGUCAGAAGACAAUGCUUGGCAUUGUGAGAAUUGUUCGAAGAACCUAAAACUUGAGCGGUUGAGAGAAAAGAGAAAAACUGAAGGAUUGAGCAAAGGAUGGGUGAAUGAAAAUGGAGCUAGUUCGGUUUUUGAUGAGUGUAGAGACAAUUCAUUAAGUCAAUCCUGCAUAGAUCUCGAAAACGGGUAUAAAGCUGCUCCUCCGAUCACAGAAUUGCCAAACUGCAAGGAAAAGGAAAACGCAGUAGAUGAUGGAAUUCUGGGAGACUCAGAUCCAAAGCAAGCUCCAAUUACUUCUUCUGUUACUGAAACACCUAUCCUCGGUGGAGAAACCAUCAGUUCUCAACCAGCCAGCGACAAUGAAUGUGAAAACUGGGAAGACUUGGCAGUAGAUUCUGAGAAAGUGAUAGUAAAAAGAACUGCUACUAAAAAGGUACUUGUGAACAAGGCACCACCUGUCUUGACCAUUCAUCUCAAAAGGUUCAGCCAAGAUGCUCGAGGCAGAAUAAGCAAGCUAAGUGGCCAUGUUGAUUUCCAAGAGUUCAUUGAUCUUAGCCAAUAUAUGGAUACAAGGUGCACCGAAGAAGACCAGCCGGUUUACAGGUUGGCCGGGUUAGUGGAGCAUUUAGGGACAAUGAGAGGAGGUCAUUAUGUUGCUUACAUUAGAGGAGGCCACAAGGAGAUGAGGCAGUCUGAUAUUACAGAACCAAACUCAUCCAUAUGGUAUCACGCAAGCGAUUCUUUUGUUCGACGGGCUUCUUUGGAAGAAGUUCUCCGUUCUGAAGCGUAUAUCUUAUUUUACGAACGAAUCUGAGAACCUAGAGACUGGAAAUCUUUUGUUUUUUUUCUUUCUCUUUCUAUAAUAUAGGUUAAAAGGUCAA
Messenger RNA from Arabidopsis arenosa, 3471 nucleotides. The record is from the annotation of a GenBank genome assembly. NCBI's taxonomy places the organism in Eukaryota, Viridiplantae, Streptophyta, Magnoliopsida, Brassicales, Brassicaceae.